CCAUAACUAUAACUAAAUAAAUAAAUAAACAACCUCCCCAAAUUACAAUCGUCCGUCUCCAAACCCCGCAGCUUCCUCCCAAUCCCCGAUGGGGUCUCCGUCUUCUUCUUCCCCCAAAAGUUCGCCCUUUUCGGAUUAGGGUUAGGGUUAGGGUUUCGAACCCUCUGAGGAGCUCUUUUCCUCGCCUCCUCCCCCGAUUAUUUCCUAAUUCAGUUGGGAUUACGGUUCGAGCUCUUUGGUAUUUGUAGGGUAGAAAUUAGGGUUUAUUUCGAUCUUCGGGACGUUGGAGAUCGGGAGCAUGUCGAUGCACGAGAGGAAGACGAUCGAUUUGGAGCAGGGAUGGGAGUUCAUGCAGAAGGGGAUCACCAAGCUGAAGAACAUCCUGGAGGGUCUCCCCGAGAAGCAGUUUAGCCCCGAGGACUACAUGAUGCUCUACACGACUAUCUACAAUAUGUGCACUCAGAAGCCCCCUCAUGAUUACUCGCAACAGCUAUACGACAAGUAUCGGGAGUCGUUUGAGGAGUACAUCACUUCGACAGUGUUGCCAUCUUUGAUGGAGAAACACGAUGAGUUUAUGCUGAGGGAACUAGUCAAAAGAUGGUCAAAUCACAAAGUCAUGGUCAGAUGGCUCUCACGUUUUUUCCACUACCUUGAUCGCUACUUUGUUACUCGAAGGUCACUCCCUCCGCUUAGUGAAGUUGGGCUUACUUGCUUCCGCGAUCUGGUUUAUCAGGAGAUUUAUUUUAAAGUAAGAGAUGCUGUGAUCUCAUUGAUUGAUCAAGAACGUGAGGGGGAGCAGGUUGAUAGAGCUUUGCUCAAGAAUGUAUUAGACAUUUUUGUUGAAAUUGGGUUGGGUAAGAUGGACUAUUACGAGAAUGACUUCGAAGCAGACAUGCUUAAAGACACUGCAGCUUAUUAUUCUCGGAAAGCUUCAAGCUGGAUUUCAGAGGACUCCUGUCCAGAUUAUAUGCUGAAGGCUGAGGAGUGUUUGAAACGGGAGAAAGACAGAGUUUCGCAUUACUUGCAUUCCAGUAGUGAACCAAAGCUUUUGGAGAAAGUGCAAAAUGAGUUACUCUCUGUAUAUGCAACCCAACUUCUUGAGAAAGAGCAUUCCGGAUGUCAUGCAUUGCUCCAGGAUGAUAAGGUGGAUGAUUUGUCGAGGAUGUACAGACUCUUUUCUAAAAUAAAUCGUGGUCUGGACCCAAUUGCUCAGAUAUUUAAGCAGCAUGUUACCGCGGAAGGUACAGCUUUGGUCAAACAAGCAGAAGAUGCCGCAAGUAAUAAGAAGGCUGAGAAAAAAGAUUUAGUUGGUUUACAAGAACAGGUCUUUGUUAGAAAAAUCAUUGAGCUUCAUGACAAGUAUUUGGCAUAUGUAAAUGAUUGCUUCCAGAACCACUCUCUAUUUCAUAAGGCACUAAAAGAGGCUUUUGAGGUCUUCUGCAACAAGGGAGUUGCAGGAAGUGCAAGUGCUGAACUUCUAGCUACCUUCUGUGACAAUAUACUUAAAAAAGGUGGAAGCGAGAAGUUGAGUGAUGAAGCUAUCGAGGAGACCCUUGAGAAAGUUGUGAAGCUGCUUGCAUAUAUUAGCGAUAAGGAUCUUUUUGCUGAGUUCUACAGGAAGAAACUUCUUGAGAUAGAGCAUUCCGGAUGUCAUGCGUUGCUCCAGGAUGACAAGGUGGAUGAUUUGUCGAGGAUGUACAGACUCUUUUCUAAAAUAAAUCGUGGUCUGGACCCAAUUGCUCAGAUAGUUAAGCAGGUUGCUCAGAUUUUUAAGCAGCAUGUUACCGCGGAAGGUACAGCUUUGGUCAAACAAGCAGAAGAUGCCGCAAAUAAUAAGAAGGCUGAGAAAAAAGAUUUAGUUGGUUUACAAGAACAGGUUUUUGUUAGAAAAAUCAUUGAGCUUCAUGACAAGUAUUUGGCAUAUGUAAAUAACUGCUUCCAGAACCACUCGCUCUUUCAUAAGGCAGUAAAGGAGGCUUUUGAGGUCUUCUGCAACAAGGGAGUUGCAGGUAGUGCAAGUGCUGAACUUCUAGCUACCUUCUGUGACAAUAUACUUAAAAAAGGUGGAAGCGAGAAAUUGAGUGAUGAAGCUAUCGAGGAGACCCUUGAGAAAGUUGUGAAGCUGCUUUCAUAUAUUAGCGAUAAGGAUCUUUUUGCUGAGUUUUACAGGAAGAAACUUGCCCGAAGGUUGCUAUUUGAUAAAAGUCCUAAUGAUGACCAUGAGCGUAGUAUUUUGACAAAGCUAAAGCAGCAGUGCGGAGGGCAAUUUACCUCAAAAAUGGAGGGCAUGGUAACUGAUUUAACUCUUGCAAGAGAAAACCAAUCAAGCUUUGAAGAAUAUCUAAAUAGCAAUCCUCUGGCAAGUCCUGGAAUUGACCUUACAGCGACUGUUUUAACGACUGGGUUUUGGCCUAGUUAUAAAUCCUUUGAUCUUAAUCUCCCUGCCGAGAUGGUUAAAUGUGUCGAAGUUUUUAAGGAGUUCUAUCAGACAAAAACCAAGCAUCGGAAGCUUACAUGGAUAUAUUCAUUGGGUACCUGUAAUAUCAAUGGCAAGUUUGAACCUAAAACAAUAGAGCUGAUUGUAACAACCUAUCAGGCUGCUGCUCUGCUACUAUUUAAUGCUUCCGACCGAUUAAGUUACUCGGAGAUCAUGUCACAGUUGAAUUUGUCAGAUGAUGACGUCAUCAGUUUGCUCCACUCCCUUUCAUGCGCAAAAUACAAGAUCCUCAACAAAGAGCCAAAUACGAAAAAUAUAUCUCCCACUGAUUAUUUCGAGUUCAAUUCCAAGUUCACAGAUAAAAUGAGAAGGAUCAAGAUUCCUCUUCCUCCCGUGGAUGAGAAAAAGAAAGUUAUUGAAGAUGUUGACAAAGACAGAAGAUAUGCAAUUGAUGCUUCAAUAGUGCGCAUAAUGAAGAGUAGAAAGGUUUUAGGUCAUCAGCAACUUGUGAUGGAAUGCGUUGAGCAGCUCAGCCGCAUGUUUAAGCCCGACUUCAAGGCAAUAAAGAAGAGGAUCGAAGACUUGAUCUCUAGAGACUAUUUAGAGAGGGACAAGGACAAUCCGAACACGUUCAGAUACUUAGCCUGAUUAAUACUUGGAAAAUGUUCUUUCAUCAUCUCUCUACAAAGCCGCCAACAAUAAUGCAGAAGCACCCGUUCUGGCGGUAAACUCAUCACUUAAAAUUUCUUGUGCUGCUUGAGAGUUUGAUAUACUUUUACAUCGACCCAUGAGCCUUGUUGUACCCAGAGGAAUUCUACACUGUCAUACUUGCACCACGUCAUCAAUAACAAGCCAAUCACAUUCCUUCUUUUCAAACAAAAGUACAAUAAAAAUACUUUUUUACAAUCAUGAUGGGACAUAUAUUCUUAAAAGGAUUAAUUUGAUUGGUUUGUUACGCCACGUCACUAAUAUACCCGUUGCAUUCUAGAAUUUUUCGUUGUACCCAUCACCUACUAUUAGGUGUCACUGCCAAUAAUUGUAGGUAUCUUUCGCUGCUAACUACAGGAAAAGUGUCUUUAGAUCCUGUUUACCUACUCUUCUGCUUUUGUUAUGAACUUUAGUGACCUCCAGUUACUUGUGAGCGUAAAAAAAAAAGAAAAGAAAAGCUGGGAGUUUCUGCUGCUGUGAGAAUCUUAAACGAAUUGUGGACAAGCUAUUGUUGAAAUUUUAGUGAAGUGCUUUUAGAAGCAAUAUAAAUACUACUGCUUCGACCAGCUCUGUCCGGUACAGUAGGGCCGAGCAGGCCCCAUGGAUUGUCCGUCGGGGAUUUCCGAGAAAAUACUGCUUGAAUAUUAGAUGUUUGAAAGGAUGCUGAUUGCUCUUUUAUUA
Messenger RNA from Ananas comosus (pineapple), 3826 nucleotides. RefSeq names its product cullin-1-like. The transcript has 27 exons. The record is from RefSeq and is a predicted model, not a curated record. Bases 299 to 3085 code for a protein of 928 amino acids. NCBI's taxonomy places the organism in Eukaryota, Viridiplantae, Streptophyta, Magnoliopsida, Poales, Bromeliaceae. Gene Ontology annotation, biological process: ubiquitin-dependent protein catabolic process; protein ubiquitination. Gene Ontology annotation, molecular function: ubiquitin protein ligase binding. Gene Ontology annotation, cellular component: cullin-RING ubiquitin ligase complex.